AUGGACUCAACCUACCAUCACGGGAGCGAGGAGGCGGUGGACGAGGAACCGUACUUGUUCGAUCUGGGUUCCUCCACUCGCCCCGUAACGACCAAGAGUCCUACAGCGCAGAUCUGGUUCGAUCGAGGUUUGCAGUGGUCGUACGCCUUCAACCAUGAAGAGAGUGCAAAAUGCUUUCUCAAGGCGAGCAGCGAGGAUCCCAGCUGCGCGAUGGCACUUUGGGGAAUCUCAUAUGCUCUCGGACCCAACUAUAAUAAGCCAUGGGAAGCCUUUGAUGCUGAUGAGAAGGAGGCGAAUCUCCGGCAGGCCCAAAAUGCCUUGAUUGCAGCAGAACAAAAAGCGAAAGAGGCAAAUGCGACGCCUGUAGAAUUGGCACUAAUCCGAGCAUCUCAGGCUCGUUAUCCUAUAGAAAGGAGUGGCGACGACUACUGCAAAUGGAAUGUGGCUUAUGCAGACGCCAUGAAGGACGUCUACGCCCAGUUCGGGGAUGAUUUGGACAUUGCUGCUCUCUAUGUGGACUCUCUGAUGAACAUCACGCCUUGGGCAUUGUGGGAUACUCGCACUGGAGAGCCGGAAAAGGCUGCUCGGACUCUGGAAGCAAAGGCCGUUCUGGAUCGCGCAUUUGACGCAGGUGGUAAGCACCAUCCAGGACUUCUCCACCUCUGGUGCCACCUGAUGGAGAUGUCUGCGAAUCCCGAAGAUGCUUUGGAUGUAGCCAACCACCUGCGAGGACUCGUACCAGAUGCAGGCCAUCUUCAUCACAUGCCGACCCAUCUGGAUGUGCUUGCAGGUCAAUGGCAAGAUGCCAUCACAUCCAACACUGCAGCAAUCGAAGCCGAUGCACGCUAUCUUUCCAAGGUCGGUGCAUUGAACUUCUAUUCCCUUUAUCGUAGUCACAACUACCACUUCAAGGUGUACGCUGCCAUGUUUGCGGGUCAAUACGAGCCUGCGAUUGAGACGGUAGCACAGCUGGAGGAGUCUUUGCCAGAAGACCUGCUUCGGACACCAAGCCCUCCCAUGGCAGAUUGGCUCGAGAGCUUUUUGAGUAUGCGAGUGCAUGUACUCGUCCGUUUUGGCAAAUGGGAUGAUCUCCUCGCCAUGCCUAUACCAGUGGAUCCAGAGCUGUAUGCGGUCACCACGGCGAUGAUCAAGUACGGUCGAGGCAUAGCUUACGCGGCCACCGGCCAAGUCGAACAAUGCGCUCUGGAGCGCGAAGAGUUCCUGGAAGCAGCUGCGAGAGUUCCUCCGAGCAGGACAUUGUUCAACAAUACAGCCAAUGACAUCCUUGCUGUAGGCGCCGCCAUGCUGGGAGGAGAAUUGGAAUACCGAAAAGGGGCAUUCACGGCCGCGUUUGCACAGCUCCGCGUGGCCGUCGAAUUAUCCGACAACCUUCCCUACGACGAACCGUGGGGUUGGAUGCAACCUCCCCGGCAUGCGUUAGGGGCACUGUUACUCGAGCAAGGAUGGAUCGAAGAUGCUGCCCGAGAAUACCAAGCCGAUUUGGGCAUCGACGACACAUUACCCCGAGCGUUGCGGCACCCGCAUAAUAUUUGGGCGUUGCAUGGAUAUCACGAGUGCUUGCAAAGGCUGGGUAAAGACGAGGAAGCCCGUGCGAUUGAACAAGAAUUGGCCGAGUUGAGCAAAUGCGCGGAUGUUCAUGUGACGAGUUCAUGUUUUUGCAGGACGAAUUCUAUUCCUACUGCAUCAUGACUAGUCAGUCAUCCAGCUCCUUGAUAUCUUGUCUGUCGUAAAAUCUCCUUUUUUUUCUCUCUCCUUUUCCUUUUGAAAAACAAAAAGAAAAGAACAGAAACUACCAGGUAUAGAUACAGUCGAGAUUGCUGAAAGCAAAUAGGGAAAUCUGCACUCCCUACACUACACUAUUCAUUAGACAGAUAGAGAAAUUACCACUACCUACCUAGGUACAGUACCUAGGUACAGUAGGUAUCUACGUACUAUUCCCG
This is a messenger RNA of Sphaerulina musiva SO2202, 1961 nucleotides long. RefSeq lists its product as uncharacterized. The record is from RefSeq and is a predicted model, not a curated record. Bases 1 to 1710 code for a protein of 569 amino acids. Lineage: Eukaryota; Fungi; Ascomycota; Dothideomycetes; Mycosphaerellales; Mycosphaerellaceae. Gene Ontology annotation, cellular component: intracellular anatomical structure. Gene Ontology annotation, molecular function: protein binding. The transcript is spliced from 3 exons.